AUGGCUACCGAGACCGCCACCGUAGACCCAUCGGACGUCGUCACCAGCAGCAGCAUCGACCUGGACAAGGCUGCAGACGCGCAUCAGCAACAGCAUCAGCACCACCAGCGCGUUUCCCCAAGGGAAGCCCAAGAUGCCACGACCACCUCUCCUCCCGCCGAAACCAAACCCUUCAAGCCCACGCGAGCCUUCUGGCUCGUCAUGCUGUCCAUUGCGGUCCUGUCCCUCUGCGGUUCUGUCGAAUCCACCGUCGUCGUGAACGCCCUGCCCACCAUCGUCGCAGCCUUGGGCGGUGGCAACCUGUACCUCUGGGUGCCCAACGCCUUCUUCCUAGCCUCCAUCGCAGUGCUCCCACUGUUUGCCCAAGUAAGCGACGUCUUCGGCCGCCGGAACUUGCUGCUGGGUGCCGCCUCGUUGUUCGUUCUCGGCUGCGCCCUGGGCGGCGCCAGCAGCUCCAUGGCCAUGCUCAUCGUGGCCCGCACCAUCCAAGGCAUAGGCAGCGGCGGCGUCGACACCCUCACCGAGACCGUCAUUCUGGACCUGGUGCCGCUGCGCGAACGCGGCAAGUACAUUGCCCUGGUUCAAAUAGGCACCACCCUCGGCUACGUUGGGGGACCCUUCGUCGGCGGCCUGGUCGUCGUGGACCUCGGCUGGCCAUGGGUCUUCUAUCUCAAUGUCGUCCUCUCCGGCGUUGCGCUCGUCAUGUUCUUCUUCUUCCUUCGCGUUAAGCAUCGGCGUGGUCAGAGCCUGUGGUCCAGGAUCAGACGGCUCGACUUCGGCGGCAACGCCAUCUUUAUCGGGGCCGUCGUCGCCGUGCUGUUGGCAAUGACCUGGGCCGGGCCUGUGUAUCAGUGGAACAGCGCCCAGAUUAUUACACCCCUCGUCAUCGGUCUACUGGGUCUCUUGGCCUUCAUCGCCUUUGAGUGGACUCCUCGACUUGCUCCAGAGCCCUCAUUUCUGCGCGUCAUCGUGUCCAAUCGCACGUCGGCAGCAGUACUUACCAUGACCCUGGUCAACUCGAUAACCAUGUAUGGCACCUUCUACUUCUUGCCUGUCUACUUUCAAGGCGUGCUUGCGAAAUCCCCACUGAAUUCCGGGAUUGGCCUUGCUCCCAUGUCCGCCGCUGUGAUUCCCUUCGCCAUCGUUGCUGGCACGUUGCUAUCCAAGCGCCGCUCGAGGAGCGCUACGCCGCAACUUCUAUCCGGCAUGUACAGCUUCUUCCGUGGAUUCGGCGCCAUCUGGGGUGUUACCAUUCCGUCAGUCAUCUUCAACAACGCCGUAAAGCAGCAAGUUACGGCCGAUCCGUCGGCUUUCGCCACGAACCCGACCUUGGCCGCACGCCUUGCCGACGGUCAGGCCUACGGGCUCGCCACCAAAGCCUUCCUAGACUCCCUGGGGCCGUCGGAUAGCCGACUCCGGGAUCACGUUAUUGCCAUCUUUGAACACGCCAUUCACAUCGUCUUCUAUGCCUUGGUGGCUUUUGCCGGCCUUGGCCUGCUUCUGGUGUUCCUAGAAAAUGAGGUCCUGAUGCGGACGGAGAACGCUACCGAGUUUGGCCUUGAGGAGGAUGGGAACAAUAAAGGCGGAGUCAACGACAGUGGGGAGUCAGCCGGCGGUCUGAUGGCUUCUGCUGAUGUGAUUCGACACAGUAAUGGUAGCGGCGUGAGGUCUAGAGUUGUCGAUGGUAUCGCGCUGGAAGAAGUGUCACGAUAA
Diaporthe citri is the source of this 1713-nucleotide messenger RNA. RefSeq lists its product as uncharacterized. The record is from RefSeq and is a predicted model, not a curated record. The transcript is spliced from 2 exons. The coding region runs from base 1 to 1713 and encodes 570 amino acids. Gene Ontology annotation, biological process: transmembrane transport. Gene Ontology annotation, molecular function: transmembrane transporter activity. NCBI's taxonomy places the organism in Eukaryota, Fungi, Ascomycota, Sordariomycetes, Diaporthales, Diaporthaceae.